Messenger RNA from Acaulospora colombiana, 169 nucleotides. The record is from the annotation of a GenBank genome assembly. Lineage: Eukaryota; Fungi; Glomeromycota; Glomeromycetes; Diversisporales; Acaulosporaceae.
CAUCAUCACCAACGAAACGUCCGUGGAAAUAAUUCACAAUUUUGACGGCCCAAAACUUCCAGACUCUCGUUUACUGAGAAUAAAACCGUCUACCACUGAUUUAUUGGCCAAUACGAACUUUACCUUCAUGAAGAAUGAUGAAGAUCGCACUCAGAUGACGUUUAGAUAA